Molecule: messenger RNA, 4353 nt
Organism: Saimiri boliviensis boliviensis (Bolivian squirrel monkey)
Lineage: Eukaryota; Metazoa; Chordata; Mammalia; Primates; Cebidae
Gene: ZHX2
Product: zinc fingers and homeoboxes 2
Biological process (GO): regulation of transcription by RNA polymerase II
Cellular component (GO): nucleus
Molecular function (GO): DNA binding; DNA-binding transcription factor activity, RNA polymerase II-specific
Source: RefSeq, a predicted model, not a curated record
CGUAUGCAAAUACGCAUGCUGACGUUACAGAUCAUGUGGGUUUUGGCGUAGAUUCCCCACUGAUCGAGGCAUUUUUUUCCCCUUUUUUUUCCUUUUUUUUUUUUUCUUUUAAAAAUUUUGGCCAUCGUUCUCCGUACGGGGGCUUUUUCUGUCUGUCUGGCUGGCUGGCAGGCUGGCUUUCCCCCUCUUUCCCACGGAGCCCGAGCCGGGCGCCCGGUGGGGAGUGGGGAGUGGGUGGGGGGAGCCAGCAGAGUUCCAUUUUGGAACGCCCGUGCCGCGUCUCCGCGUUCCCAGCCCGGCUCCCCGCGUUCCCAGCCCCGGCGCAGGUCUGGAUGCACCGACUGCUCUUGGAGUAAAAAGAUUCCCAGGAUGUGAGCCACACGGGACUGAUACAAUGUUUCCUGAUAUGUUUAGUGUUUGGUGCCAUUGCAAUUUUCUGUGCUGAAAUCAUUCUGAAAACUCAAACAGUAGACUUCAGCAUCCAAGGAAAGCCAAAGCCAUUUGAGGGGGCAUAAAGCCAAAAGCCUUUCAUCUUAUUUGUUCCAAGAAUCUCACUGACCCCCUCCACUCCCCUCCAAAAAUAAGCCGUUGCACCCAGACAGGCAGCAUGGCUAGCAAACGGAAAUCUACAACUCCAUGCAUGGUUCGGACAUCACAAGUAGUAGAACAAGAUGUGCCCGAGGAGGUAGACAGGGCCAAAGAAAAAGGAAUCAGCACACCACAGCCUGACGUGGCCAAGGACAGUUGGGCAGCAGAACUUGAAAACUCUUCCAAAGAAAAUGAAGUGAUAGAGGUGAAAUCUACAGGGGAGAGCCAGUCCAAAAAACUCCAAGGUGGUUACGAGUGCAAAUACUGCCCCUACUCCACGCAAAACCUGAACGAGUUCACAGAGCAUGUCGACAUGCAGCAUCCCAACGUGAUUCUCAACCCCCUCUACGUGUGUGCAGAAUGUAACUUCACAACCAAAAAGUACGACUCCCUGUCUGACCACAACUCCAAGUUCCAUCCUGGGGAGGCCAACUUCAAACUGAAGUUAAUUAAACGCAAUAAUCAGACUGUCUUGGAACAGUCCAUUGAAGCCACCAACCAUGUCGUGUCCAUCACCACCAGCGGCCCUGGAACUGGUGACGGUGAUCCUGGGAUCUCGGUGAGUAAAACUCCCAUCAUGAAGCCCGGGAAACCGAAAGUGGAUGCCAAGAAGGUGCCCAAGAAGCCCGAGGAGAUGACACCCGAAAACCAUGUGGAAGGGACCGCCCGCCUGGUGACAGACACAGCUGAGAUCCUCUCGAGACUCGGAAGCGUGGAGCUCCUCCAAGACACAUUAGGACACGUCAUGCCUUCUGUACAGCUGCCACCAAAUAUCAACCUUGUGCCCAAGGUCCCCGUCCCACUAAAUACUACCAAAUACAACUCUGCCCUGGAUACAAAUGCCACGAUGAUCAACUCCUUCAACAAGUUUCCUUAUCCCACCCAGGCGGAGUUGUCCUGGCUGACAGCUGCCUCCAAACACCCAGAGGAGCACAUCAGAAUCUGGUUUGCCACCCAGCGCUUAAAGCAUGGCAUCAGCUGGUCCCCAGAAGAGGUGGAGGAGGCCCGGAAGAAGAUGUUCAAUGGCACCAUCCAGUCAGUACCUCCGACUAUCACUGUGCUGCCCGCCCAGUUGGCCCCCACAAAGGUAACGCAGCCCAUCCUCCAGACGGCUCUACCUUGCCAGAUCCUCGGCCAGACUAGCCUGGUGCUGACUCAGGUGACCAGCGGGUCAACAACCGUCUCUUGCUCCCCCAUCACGCUUGCCGUGGCAGGAGUCACCAACCACGGCCAGAAGAGACCCUUGGUGACUCCCCAAGCUGCCCCGGAACCCAAGCGUCCACACAUCGCUCAGGUGCCAGAGCCCCCACCCAAGGUGGCCAACCCCCCGCUCACUCCAGCCAGUGACCGCAAGAAGACAAAGGAGCAGAUAGCACAUCUCAAGGCCAGCUUUCUCCAGAGCCAGUUCCCUGAUGAUGCUGAGGUUUACCGGCUCAUUGAGGUGACCGGCCUUGCCAGGAGCGAGAUCAAGAAGUGGUUCAGUGACCACCGAUAUCGGUGUCAAAGGGGCAUCGUCCACAUCACCAGCGAAUCCCUUGCCAAAGACCAGUUGGCCAUCGCAGCCUCCCGACACGGUCGCACGUACCAUCCGUACCCAGACUUUGCCCCCCAGAAAUUCAAAGAGAAAACACAGGGUCAGGUUAAAAUCUUGGAAGACAGCUUUUUGAAAAGUUCUUUUCCUACCCAAGCAGAACUGGAUCGGCUAAGGGUGGAGACCAAGCUGAGCAGGAGAGAGAUCGACUCCUGGUUCUCCGAGAGGCGGAAGCUUCGAGACAGCAUGGAACAAGCUGUCUUGGAUUCCAUGGGGUCUGGCAAAAAAGGCCAAGAUGUGGGUGCCCCCAACGGUGCCCUGCCUCGACUUGACCAGCUCUCCGGUGCCCAGUUAACCAGUUCUCUGCCCAGCGCUUCGCCAGCAAUUGCAAAAAAUCAAGAACAGGUUCAUCUCCUGAGGAGCACAUUUGCAAGAACCCAGUGGCCUACUCCCCAGGAGUACGACCAGUUAGCGGCCAAGACAGGCCUGGUCCGGACUGAGAUUGUGCGUUGGUUCAAGGAGAACAGAUGCUUGCUGAAAAUGGGAACGGUGAAGUGGAUGGAGCAGUACCAGCACCAGCCCGUGGCUGAUGAUCACGGCUAUGAUGCCGCGGCAAGGAAAACAACAAAACCCAUCGCCGAGAGCCCAAAGAAUGGGAGUGAUGUGGUUCCGCAAUAUUACAAGGACCCCAAAAAGCUCUGCGAAGAGGACUUGGAGAAGUUGGUGCCCAGGGUAAAAGUAGGCAGUGAGCCAGCAAAAGACGGUUUGCCAGCGAAGCCCUCAGAGGCCACCUCAGACCGGUCAGAGGGCAGCAGCCGGGACGGCCAGGGCAGCGACGAGAACGAGGAGUCAAGUGUUGUGGAUUACGUGGAGGUGACAGUCGGGGAGGAGGAUGCCAACUCAGAUAGAUCAGAUAGCUGGAGUCAGGCUGCCCCGGAAGGCGUGGCGGAACUGGCCGAAUCUGACUCCGACUGCGUCCCUGCAGAGGCCAGCCAAGCCUAGACAGGGAAGUCCAUUAGAACUGCUGUGCUGAUCAAGGGGAUGCUCUGUCUUUGAAGAAAGAAGAGAUGGUCCCUCCCCAGCCGUGGGCCACCCUCACCAGUGACUCCAAGUGGAACUACUUAGCUCGUGUGUGCCUGGAGGAUGUGGGAAGCCCAGCGACUCUCAGAUGCACCUCCCAGAGGACCGGUGGGAAUUGUUCAUAGUGCCAAAGUCCUACUACUGCGUUUUCAAUGGGUCCUUGUACAUAGUUUGCUCCUCUGCCCUAGCCCUCACCUCUUGCUAUACUGGAACCGAUUUGUACAAUGUGGGAAUUUUGUUACCUUUUUAAUCAAGGGCAACUUCCUUUUCCAGCACUACCAUUGUAAGGUUUUUAUCAGGAGGGAGGGCUAACCGCCUUGCUUUUCUCUUUUCUCUUUUUCUUUUUUAAUUUUUAUUUUAUUAAUUUGGGGAAGGGGUGUUAGUAUUAGUGCCAUGAUAUCUACUGGAUUUUAAGUAGGGAGAAUUUGUUUUUAAAGGUAGGUUGAAAUUUGGGAGAUUUCUCAGCAGGAAGGGCUGAAAUCUAUGCCUCCGUCUCAACUUGGAGAGAGGUAACAGACACUAGACCUUCCAAAUCAAAUUCCUUUCCAGUUCUUCCCCUGGCUGCCCUUUCAGGGGGUCCCUGCCUUAGUCCCACACUAGGCUUUCUGAACUGCCAGACUGGGCCCAGCCAGCACUGGGAGAAAUGGGUAACAGGUGGCUGACUUCUUUAAGCACCUUUCUAAAAACCAGCAGAAGAGGCUCCCACCUCUAUGAGCAUGGUCAGUACUCUUGGGACAUUAAAACAACAAGAUCUUCCUAUCUGGAGGGUACAAAGGUGAACAGCUUUGCUUUUCAUUUCUCUUUUCACUGCCUUUUCUCGGUGUGGUAUUUGACAAGAUUUCAGCUCAAAGCCUCACCAUGAAUUGAUUUUUUGUUUGUUUGUUUGCGUGUGUGUUUGUUUUGGGGACAAUUUUAGAUACCUGAGUGCACUUUUCUUCAGUUAGUCCUAACUUUUAAGGAAGGAAAACCAAGAGACCUAUCUGGUGUACAUGUUGCAAUAUGAAUUCUGGUUGCAAUCCCUCCGCCCUCCCAUUCUGCCCCCCAUUUGAGUACACCACAAGUCAAAUGCUAGGAAGUUUGAAUAAAACCAAUUUUUCUAACUUGUUGCUCAUUUGUUGUAACUCAAUAAAGCAAAGACUAAACAUUUUUAUAAC